CUCUACCCUAUUUUCACUUAUUAAAAAGACACAUAACAAAACUUUCUUUUAUCGUAACUUUUCACACAUACAUAUAUCUAUAUAUUAUCCUACUAUAUCUAUAUUAUGUCAAAUAGUCGUAGCACUCGACCCGAUGGCGUUUCGCGCCGCCGACGACAGCCAGAGCCGCCGCCUCGAAUAUUACAGGAAUCUGAACAGCAACAAGGACAUGACGAGCAGCCUACAUGUAGAACAUGUUACAAAACGUUCAGUCGCAGCCGUGAUCUUGAUCGACAUUUGCGAACCGUACAUCGACCCCCAGGAACCGGGAUCCAAUGCCCUGAUUGUGGGCUUUUACUGGCCCGUCGUGACAACGUACGGAGACACAGAGGGAACCAACAAUGUCGGCACAGGCUACGAUUCGGACAGCAAAGCUGUAACAUGUGUUGGGCAUGCAAUAAGGUGUUCCAUUCAAAGAACAGCCUAAUGAGACAUCAAAUAGCUUCGCAUAAGCGUCGCAUGGAAUGUAGCGUCUGUGGUGAAGUCUUCUUGAAUCAAUCGUGCGGAUUUCUUCUUGAGCAUCGUGGUUCAGCGAGCUGCAUGCGCCGCUUUGACUUGUUUUUGGAGCUUGGAGGUUUUCUCGCGUCUUUGCCUUUUCCAAUUCCGCCCACAGACGUCAAUGAUCGUGCUCGGGCGAUCCCUGGAAGCAGCAAUGAACACACCCAGUCGUCCUCCUCUCCUUCAACAUAACUGCUAUAGUACCAUAUAAUCGUCUACUGAAAUACGGCCGCUCAUUUUCUUCACUUUACUUUUACUUACUGUUUUACCUUCCUGUAUGCUCCUUCAAACCUAUUUCUAUGUUCUAUAUUUUCUUCUGCUGGUUAUUUGUGUACUUAUGCAUCUUCCUUUUUUUCAUAUGUCCUUUUUUUUAUUCUUAUGUCUUUCCAUUGUUUUCAUGGUGUGCACAGUUCAUAUUCAACAAUUUACCCAGAAAUAUUAUACCUAUGUUUACCAAUAUUUAUAUAUUUUCCUUUAAAUAUAUGCCUCUCGUGUUCAAAAUAAGCCCAAUCAAGGAUCAACUUCUAUAGCUUUAAUGCUACGUCCCUUCAUCUUUAUUUAA
Messenger RNA from Zychaea mexicana, 1099 nucleotides. RefSeq lists its product as uncharacterized. The record is from RefSeq and is a predicted model, not a curated record. NCBI's taxonomy places the organism in Eukaryota, Fungi, Mucoromycota, Mucoromycetes, Mucorales, Lichtheimiaceae. The coding region runs from base 106 to 729 and encodes 207 amino acids. The transcript has a single exon.